Messenger RNA from Spea bombifrons (plains spadefoot toad), 1374 nucleotides. RefSeq names its product cellular communication network factor 3 (gene CCN3). Gene Ontology annotation, biological process: cell adhesion; signal transduction. The coding region runs from base 77 to 1114 and encodes 345 amino acids. The transcript is spliced from 5 exons. Gene Ontology annotation, molecular function: heparin binding; integrin binding. NCBI's taxonomy places the organism in Eukaryota, Metazoa, Chordata, Amphibia, Anura, Pelobatidae. The record is from RefSeq and is a predicted model, not a curated record. Gene Ontology annotation, cellular component: extracellular region; extracellular matrix.
UGCAGAAGCAGGGAUAUGGACAGAAAGCUCAAUCAAGCUGUAAAAAGAUCAGAUCUGGGCUGCUGAGUUGGAAUCUAUGGUCUUCAGAAUGACUCCCUUCCUAGCUCUGAUGAUGGUUUUUCUGCUGCAUACAGUGGCGUCGCAGAGAUGCCCAUCACAGUGUGGACAGUGCCCAGAAGAAGCUCCCAGGUGCUCCCCCUCUGUGCCGGUGGUGCUGGACGGCUGUGCCUGCUGCCCUGUGUGUGCCCGCCAACAGGGGGAGAGCUGCUCAGAAGUGCAUCCCUGCCAAGAAGACAAAGGCUUGUACUGCGACUUCAGUGCUGAUCCAAGGACAGAUGUAGGCAUUUGCAUGGAACUUGAAGGCAGUAACUGUGUGUUUGACGGUGUUUUAUAUCGUAAUGGUGAAACAUUCCAACCAAGCUGCAAAUACCACUGUACAUGCCAAGACGGGCAGAUCGGCUGCGUCCCACGCUGUAACCUGGACCUGCUGCUCCCAGGACCUGAAUGUCCAUUCCCAAGAAAAGUCAAAUUUCCUGGGGAAUGCUGUGAAAAGUGGGUUUGUGAUUCCAAAGAAGAGGUGGCAAUUGGCGGUUAUGCAAUGGCUGCUUAUAGGCCAGAGGCUACACUUGGAAUUGAUGCCUCCAGCAUGGGUUUUAACUGCAUUGAGCAGACGACAGAAUGGAGCGCCUGCUCUAAAACAUGCGGAAUGGGACACUCAUCAAGGGUGACGAAUCGCAACCCCCGCUGCGAGAUGCAGAAACAGGUCCGUCUGUGCAUGGUGCGGCCCUGCGAGGCAGACAAUGAGGUUCUCAUCGGAAAGAAAGGGAAAAAAUGCUUGAGAGUGAAAAAGUCGGAGAACGCUGUUCAUCUUGAGUACAAAAACUGCACCAGUAUCCAUGCCUACAAGCCGAAGUUUUGUGGACAAUGCAACGACGGACGGUGUUGUACCCCCCACAGCACCAAGACUACCCAAGUGGAAUUCCAGUGUCCUAACAAAAGAGUCAUCAAAAAACCAGUAAUGUUUAUCAACACAUGUGUUUGUCACCAUAACUGUCCCCGUGAUGCGAGUCUGCUACAGGUAGAUAACGCAAAGUUUCCUGGACUAAAAUUCUGAUAUAUUCAUAGCUUAUCUGGCGGUAACUGCUCAGUUCAGGAAGAGUUUGGUAAAUUUGGACUCACAACCUCGCCGACAGUGGGUGUUGUUUUACCUUAAAACCAUUACUUUGGUAAGGAAGAUUGUGCAGCUUUGGUAUCUUCAAUAAUACAGGACACAACUUAAUAAUAUUUUAGGUUUUUCACACAAAAUCUGAAGAUAAACCUGUUUUGGCAUGUGGAAUUUAUUUGAGAAAAUAUCCUUGAAGAAAAAAAAAGAAA